AUGCGUUAUUUAAAAUCGUUUCUAGAAAAGGAUGCUGCGAAACUCUUAAACGGUAUCGAAAUUACUGAUGAUAAUUAUUUACCAGCCUGGGAAAAACUAAAGCGUCGUUAUAACAAACCUUUAUGUAUUAUAAACGCUUACAUCGAAAGUUUCUUGAAAAUGCCAUCGGUAUCUACCCCAGAUAGUGGACAUUUGCGUCGUUUAUCCGACAAGGCUGAUGAAGUGAUUCGAGGUUUGAAAGCAUUGCAAUCCGAGACUAGAGAUCCGUGGUUAAUAUAUCUUUUGUUAAGUCGAACGGACUUAGAAACGCGAAAGGCCUGGUCGUUGCAUAAAGAUAAUUGCGAGAAAUCGACUAUUAGUGAACUUAUAGAGUUUUUAGAAAAAAGAUGUGAUGCUUUAGAAGCAUGUUCAUCAAAAGCAAUUGAAACGAAAACUAGUGGAAGUAGAAACUCUUCGCGUUCUGGCAGCUCUUCGAACAAUAUAAAAAGUUCGCAAUUAUGUCCCCAAUUUCUCGCAUUAUCUAUUCCAUCGCGUCGUAGCUAUGCUAGAGAUCAAAAACUAUGCUACAAUUGUUUAGGUAGUAAUCAUUCGUCUUCGAGAUGUCGUUCUAAAACCCGGUGUCCUCAUUGUCGUGUCCGCCAUCACGUUCUCGUUCAUCAGGAUCAGGCGUCUUCUGGAGAAGCAACCAACAACAAUCCAAAUACUGAACCACCCGCGUCGCCCAGCUCUUUUGCAAUCGUUAGUAAUUAUUCACAAAAUGAAUUCCGUCCAUCUGGAAUUUUGCCUACUGUAGUCGUGAAGGUCAUUGAUUCGUUAGGUAACAGCCAGUUUUGUCGCGUAUUACUUGAUACCGGUUCGCAAGCAUCUUUUGUUACGGAAAGAUUAGUCAAAAAAUUAGGGUUACGUCGUCGUCAUGCGAGACUUCCCGUUUCCGGUAUAUCUUCGUUAGAUGCUGGUGUUACUCAAGGGGUCGUGAAUAUAACCUUGCGUUCUCGUUUCGAAUCAAAUGCAAUUGACAUUGAAGCUUACAUUUUGAAGCAAAUAACUUCGAAUACCCCGUUUUUACGUUUCGAAUACGACAGUGCUUCGAUUUUGAAAAAUUUAAGUUUGGCUGACCCAAGCUUUAACUUACCUGGACCAAUCGAUAUUUUAUUGGGUUCUGAUAAGGCUUGGAGCAUUUUGAGUGAUGGUCGUCGGACUGAUGAGAAUGGUAAAAUAGUUGCUCAUAAUACCAUUUUUGGGUGGGUUGUAACGGGCAGCAUUCCAGAUCAAAAAAUUGUUUCCUUACGUGUUGGGUUGGAUGUUGACUUUUCGCUGAGAAGGUUUUGGGAGAUAGAGGAAGUGACUCAAAUAAUAGGUUCAUUGGAUACAGACGAACUUGGGGACACACAUUUCAUUAAAACUUUCUCUCGUGCGCCUGAUAACAAAUAUAUUGUUAAACUUCCUUUCCGCCAAAAGGAAAUCGUCUUUAGCAACACUCUCUCCGGGGCCUUGUCUAGAUUGUUUUCCAUGGAACGUCGUUUUUCUCGUCAGCCAAAUCUUCAAUCUGAAUAUUGUCGUUUUAUGAGAACUUAUCUUGAGUUAGGCCACAUGGAAAGGAUUCCAGAAAAUGAGAUUGAACCUUCAUCUGGGAAGGUUUACUAUUUGCCACAUCAUGCUGUGGUAACAAAUAAACUACGGGUUGUUUUUGAUGGGUCUCAUAAAGAUAGUAAGGGUGUUAGCCUGAAUGAUAUGCUCUACCCAGGACCUCCACUCCAGCGUAAUCUCAUAAAUGUCUGUCUACGGUUUAGGGUUCAUAGAUACGUUUUUUGUGCCGACAUUGUGAAGAUGUUCAGGCAAAUUUGGAUUGACGAAUGUCAUCGCGAUCAACGUAUUGUGUGGCGAGAGAAUCCGAAUGAACCAAUUGGACACUACCGCCUGCGUACCGUCACUUACGGAACUUCUCCUGCUCCUUUUUUGUCAAUGCGUGUUUUGAAACAGCUCGCCUUGGACUAUAAAGAUCAAUUUCCAAUUGCUUCUCACGCUGUUUUACAUGAUUUUUAUGUGGACGAUAUUAUGACAGGGUCAAGUACCGUAACUGAAAUUCUAGAGCUAAAAAAUGAAUUAAUAAAUUUGAUGUCAUGUGGAGGCUUAGAAUUGAGUAAAUGGAGUUCUAACUGUUGGCCAGUUUUGCAGGCGACAGGGUCCGAAUCAUCAAUCUCUUUCGAUUUUGAUGCCUCAAAAAAUUGGACAAAGGUGCUUGGCCUAAUUUGGAAUCCCCAUCGUGACAUUCUCACUUACAAAAUCUCCAUAGAAAAAGAUUCAUCGUUGAAGCCCACUAAGAGGAUGCUGUUAUCAGAGAUUUCAAAAAUCUUUGAUCCCUUGGGUUUUCUGGCUCCUGCCACCAUUUUGUUUAAAAUGUUGUUUCAAGAGUUAUGGGCACAUCCAACGAAAAUCGGAUGGGAUGAUCCGCUGCCUACUGAGAUAGCCAAUAAAUGGAUUUCCUACCGAGAGGAACUAUUCUUAUUUGAAAGGGUUGAGAUUUUGCGAAGGUGUACCUUGGAUUCUAAAAGUUUUGAAUUGAUAGGCUUUUCAGAUGCAUCCGAGAAGGCAUAUUCCGCGGUUGUGUACGCUAGAAGCGUUUCUGAAUGCGGAAAAAUUGAGGUUCGAUUGGUUGCUGCAAAAACUCGCGUCACUCCCAUGAAACAACUUACCAUACCGCGUCUUGAGCUAUGUGGAGCAUUGCUGCUAGGUCGUUUGGUUCAUUUGGUUCGGAAUGCCCUGGUUAUCCUCUUCUCCCCGUGUCGGUGGAACACCUUCGUUGCUAAUAGAACUUCCGAGAUUCUUGACGUUCUACCCCGUUCAAAUUGGAACUACAUUCGCUCUGAGGAGAACCCGGCGGAUUGCGCAUCACGAGGGGUUGAGCCUAAAAAAUUAUUGGAAUUAGGAAUUUGGUGGAAGGGGCCCAAUUGGAUUUCGAGAAGUUAUUCGUCUUGGCCGAUUCUUGCGGAGAGCUCCGACUUAGAGGAGGUGCCUGAAGGUAAAAAGGAAAUUGUGGUGGCCAAUAUAUCGUGUACUCCAGAAGAUCCUAUAGAUCUAUUAGGCAAGCGUGUUUCUUCCUGGGAUCGUGCGAUUCGAAUUAUAGCGGUUUUUGUGCGGCGUGCAAAAAAUGGUCAACUUCCUGCAGAGGAACGUAUUCAUGGAUAUCUUCGUUCUUCAGAAUUGCUUUAUGCUAAGCAAAAAUGUCUUAAAUGGGCUCAGAGAGAAUUUGAAGACGACAUUAAAGCUUUGAAAAAAGAAAACUGUGUUUCCGAACGCUCAAAACUAUCAUCUUUGGCUCCUUUUGUAGACAAUGUUGGGCUUCUUCGUGUGGGGGGCAGAAUCUCAAAAGCCGUCGAUGUCACGUUUAACCUAAAACACCCCAUUAUAUUGCCAAAGGAUCACCCUGUUUCUAAACUUAUUCUUCAUGAUGCUCAUAUAAGAUAUCUUCAUGCGGGUGUAUCCGAACAUUUUUCAAUGGUGCGACAGCAAUUUUGGAUUAUUGGAAGCAGAAAUCUUAUAAGGAAGGUCGUUCAUGAUUGCAUGAAGUGUUUUCGUCAACGACAAGCCACUUCCCAGCAGCUAAUGGGAAAUUUACCAUUAUCUCGACUUUCCCCAUCCUUUGCCUUUGAUCAAACAGGUUGUGACUAUGCGGGGCCAUUCACUCUUCGUUUAGCCAAAGGAAGAAAUCCUAAAUUUGUAAAGGGCUACUUCGCGCUUUUCGUGUGCAUGGCGACAAAGGCGCUGCAAUUAGAAGUCGUGAGCGACUUGUCUACUGAUGCCUUUAUAGCUGCGUUAAGGCGAUUUAUUGCUAGAAGAGGAAAGUGCAGUAUCAUCUACUCCGACAAUGGUACUAACUUUCGGGGAGCUGCUAACAAUCUAUCAGAAUGGUACAAGUUAAUUCGGUCCGAGAGUAAUAAUUCUAAAAUUGUAAAAACGUUAGCGGCUGAUAGCAUCAGAUGGGAAUUUAUUCCACCUCACAGCCCGCACUUUGGUGGGCUUUGGGAAGCGGGGGUAAAGAGUGUGAAACAGCAUCUUCGUAGAGUUAUAGGGAACCAUAUUUUAACCUUUGAAGAAAUGACUACUUUGCUCUCUCAAGUUGAAGCCUUAUUGAAUUCUAGACCACUAUGUAUGCCAUACACCGCAAUUCCCGAACCAAGCUAUCUAAAAGUCUCAGUGAACCGACUUGGAAGAUGGGAACUGGUCCAAAAUAUGCUUCAAGGUUUUUGGCGACGUUGGCACUGCGAAUACCUCACAUCACUUCAAAAGCGUCCGAAGUGGCAGAAGAAAACUAAAAAUUUUGAAGUUGGCGACUUAGUGGUUGUUAAAGAAGCAAAUAUGCCACCAUCAAAAUGGGCCCUCGGUCGAAUUGAAGUACUUCAUCCAGGAGAGGACAACCUUUUAAUCCCUUGUACCGGAGCAUAA
Molecule: messenger RNA, 4443 nt
Organism: Episyrphus balteatus (marmalade hoverfly)
Lineage: Eukaryota; Metazoa; Arthropoda; Insecta; Diptera; Syrphidae
Exons: 5
Coding region: 1-4443 (1480 amino acids)
Biological process (GO): proteolysis; DNA integration
Molecular function (GO): nucleic acid binding; aspartic-type endopeptidase activity
Source: RefSeq, a predicted model, not a curated record